AUGCAGCCAUAUGAAUAUAAUAGGGGGGUAAAUAAGUACAAUAGCAAUAACAACAACAAUAGUAAUAAUACAGGGAAUUAUAGUAAUAAUCAGAGCAAUGUAAACAAGCCAAUAAAUAACCCAUUUUUUUAUAAUAAUAACAGUGGUAAUAAUGCGGACACAGCAAAUAGUAGUAACAACAAUAUAAAGGGGAAUGAAGGUACUUAUCCACCAUACUAUCAUCCUCCACAGCAAAUGCAACCCAGAAUUUAUGGAGAAAAUAAAGAUUAUAUGAAUACUAGUAAUUUAAAUGAUAAUAUUUAUGGUGGUGGAAACAAUCCAAAUGCAUAUUUAAAUAAUCAGGCACAGUAUAGAGGUGUAGCAAAUCAAUUUAUCCCAAUACUGAAUAAUAAUAACACAUUAAAACCUGGGGAUAAUGUUUUAGGUUAUGAUACUACGGGUGGUGUACGUAUAAAUAGUGUACAACCAAUUAUCAACGAUUCGUAUCAAGAAUUUUUUCAAUUUAAUGCCUUUUCUCAUUUUGUAAAAAGUUCGGUAAGCUAUAUGCCUGCGAAUACAACAUUAAAACAGAAAGCAUAUGUGCCACUAGGUUUUGUAAUACAACCAUUAGCUCCAAUUCCAGAUGGAUAUCCAGAGUUAUCUUCAGUAAAUUUUGGAAACUCAACUGUUGUUAGAUGUAAAAAAUGUAGAACCUAUAUCAACCCUUUUGUAAGAUUUGAAGCAGGAGGAAAGAAAUGGAAUUGUAAUAUGUGUUAUCAUGUGAAUGAUACGCCACAAUUUUAUUUUACUCCAUUGGAUGAGAAAGGAAAAAGAAAAGAUUUAUUUCAGAGGCCUGAAUUAUGUACAGGUAGUGUAGAAUUUAUUGCACCAAGUGAUUACAUGGUAAGACCCCCUCAGCCCCCAGUAUAUUUAUUCCUAAUCGACGUAACGGUAACUUCUGUGAAUUCAGGUUUGUUAGAUGUAGUAUGCAGUACCAUCAAAAAAUUAUUACCAAAAAAUAAUAGUGCCAAUAAUGAUAGCAACAAUAACGAUAGUAAUAAUAAGAAGACUUUCGAUUCUCGAACUCUUAUUGGAAUUAUGACAUUUGAUUCAACUGUACAUUUUUAUAAUUUAAAUUCAAAUUUAAAACAAACACAGAUGAUGAUAGUGCCAGAUAUACAAGACAUUUUCAUUCCAUUACCAGAAGAUAUUUUAGUGAAUGUGCAUGAGUGUCAAAAUGUAAUUGAUACUUUACUAGACAAUUUACCUACCAUGUGGAGGAAUAACAAAAUAAGUGAUUGCUGUGCAGGUAAUGCAUUAAAGGCAGCAGUUAUGGUUUUAAAAAAAGUUGGAGGAAAAAUUUUAUUCUUCUUAUCAUCACCACCAAAUAUAGGUGAUUUAACAGUUAGUGUUAAUAGAGAAACGAAAGAAAAAGGAAGUAGUUAUAAAAGUAUUUACAGUUCCAGUAGCUCAAGUAAUAAUGUGGUCGAUCCGAAGGUAAGAGAAAUAGAAAUAUUAACUCCUUUUAAUAAUUCAUAUACAGAAUUAGCACAAAAUAUUACUCAAUUUCAAAUAGCAGUAGACUUAUUUGCGUGUCCAUUAUAUAGCUUAGAUUUAGCAACCAUAUAUCCAUUAAUUAAAAAUUCUGGAGGUUCCUUAUAUUAUUAUCCGCAAUUUAAUGUACAUCAGUUUAGUGAUAAAUUGAGAGAAGAAUUAUUAUUUGCAUUAACAACAGAGACUGCAUGGGAAUCAGUAAUGAGAAUAAGAAUAAGUAGAGGAUGGAAAAUUAUCAAUUGGUAUGGAAAUUUCCAAUUCAGAGGUGUAGACUUAUUAGCCUUACCAAAUUGUCACUCGAGUCAAAAUUUUAGUAUAAUUGUAGAUUUAGAAGAAAAUGUUGUUCAGGAUUCUGUUGUUUAUGUGCAAUCAGCUCUUUUAUAUACAAAUUCGAAUGGAGAAAGGAGAAUAAGAUUACAUACAUAUGCCCUACCGGUUACACAGAAUAUUAAAACUAUUACCGAUUCUAUUAACCCACAGGUUGUUGUCUCUUUACUUUCUCAUCAAGCUAUAGAUGCUUGUAAAAAAGGAAAAAUUGCAGAUGGAAGAAAUUUAAUUCAGACACUUUGUUCACAAGUCUUAUCAUCUCAAUUACUCCCAUCAGAAACAGCUAGGUUAUUAUCCAUAUACAUUUUGGGAAUGCUUAAAUCAAUUGCUUUUAGGGAUAGUGGAGAUGUACCAUCUGAUCUUCGAAUUUAUCACUGGUACAGAGUUCAAAACAUUCCAGUGAAUUCGGUGGAGGCAUAUUUUUACCCGAGAAUGUUCUGUUUGCAUAAUUUGGAAAAGCAUCACGGAAAUUAUGAUGAAAAUAACGCAAUUAUAUUUCCUGAUACCAUGAGUUUAACCUGUGAAAAUAUGACUCAAGAUGGUUGUUACAUAGUUGAAGAUGGAGAGAAUAUUAUUAUGUGGAUCGGACGAAACAUAAAUCCGCAAUGGGUGUACGCAAUCUUCGGAGUUCAUUCACUAGAACAAUUAAACACGGAAUAUGCAGAAAAUCAUAUAGGAACAAGUGGAAAUCCAAGUGGUGUGCAAAUUUUGAACAUAAUUAAUUCCUUGAGAAAAAUUAGAACUCCGUCAUAUAUGAGACUAUUAGUCGUAAAACAAGGGGAUCCCAUGGAAUACAAGUUUUUCUCGUACCUGAUUGAGGAUAGGUCUCAACAUAUGAUGAUGUCCUUAAAAGAAUUUUUAGCCAAAAUUUGCCCCAAAUAUCCGCAGUUUGUCCCGUCUUUGAAUAAUCCCCACGCAGCAACGAUGGGUCGUUAA
Molecule: messenger RNA, 2796 nt
Organism: Plasmodium gonderi
Lineage: Eukaryota; Apicomplexa; Aconoidasida; Haemosporida; Plasmodiidae
Product: protein transport protein Sec24A
Exons: 5
Coding region: 1-2796 (931 amino acids)
Biological process (GO): intracellular protein transport; endoplasmic reticulum to Golgi vesicle-mediated transport; COPII-coated vesicle cargo loading
Cellular component (GO): endoplasmic reticulum exit site; COPII vesicle coat
Molecular function (GO): SNARE binding; zinc ion binding
Source: RefSeq, a predicted model, not a curated record